AUAAUGAAAUAUCGGUUCCAGAGACUCCGCCGAAAGAGGGUGUGGCCUGGAGAUAAGCAAAGCAAGGAAUAGUUUACUUUUGCACAUGUUACAAGACUGCAUUACAUAAUUCAAUACCACCCAAAACUUUCACGUUCCAGCAACUCAAGUUUGGAAUAUCAAUGUUCAAGCAAGUAAAGCAAGGCAACCAUCAACUUGAUCAUGAAGAAAACAUGUAAACCAAAGCACGCAAUUAUACGAGAAUAAAUAUACCAUCCGCAGGUUGCAUGCAAAAUAUAACAUUUACGUUUCUUCAAUAGUACCAUUUUAUUGCAAUCUUGAGGUUCAUAUUAGUUUUUAGUUCGUUCUCAAUGGCCAGUGCUAGAGGUACUACAAGGGUUGGAGUAAGAACAAGGGCACGAACUCCAGUUGUGGAAGAGAUAGUACCUAAUUCUGGAUGGACAGAGGACUCUGCGGGCCAUUACCUUCUAGUGGAUCUUCCCGAUUUCAGGAAGGAGGAGAUGAAGCUCCAGGUUAAUAGCUAUGGCCGUAUUGUUGUAUCAGGAGAGAGGAACUUAAAUGAGUGGAAACAUGUUCAUUUUCGGCUGACUUUUCCAGCACCGCUGAACUCUGAUAUGGAUAAGAUAGCUGGAAAGUUUGAUGGUGGAAUCCUUUAUGUCACUGUCCCCAAGCAAGUAACACAACAGAACAAAGAAAGUGAGACUGCGAAAGUUGGAAAUGGAAAAGUUGAAAGAGCAGAAGAGAAAGAUAGCCAUCAGCAUGGAAAUGGUGAAGUUGAAAGAGCAGCAGAAAAUGAUAGCCAUGCACCCAAUGCUGAUGAGGGGAGGAUAGGUCCCAAUCAGCAUGACAACCAUAUAGAGCAUGAAGUAAAAAGACAUGAAAAUGAGCACAUUGGAGAAUUUCCUGAACAAGUAAUAAGGAAUUGGCAUCAAGAAUCCAUGUUAAGAAGUGCAGUGGGGGUUUUGAGGAAAAACAAAGGAAUUGUAGUAACAGCUGUUAUAGCAUUUUCCUUGGGGUUGUUCGUAUCUCACAAAUUCAACAGCACAGGUCCUUGACCUGAAUCCACAAAUGUAUAUCCUUUCAUUUCAGGUCAUUUGCCUUUUAGAUUUAUGUAAAUAGAAUAAACUAUAAAGUAUCAUGCAGAUAUUCAAACAUUUAUAAUAAUAUCUCUGCUUUAUCCUUUUUU
Molecule: messenger RNA, 1186 nt
Organism: Glycine soja
Lineage: Eukaryota; Viridiplantae; Streptophyta; Magnoliopsida; Fabales; Fabaceae
Product: inactive protein RESTRICTED TEV MOVEMENT 2-like
Exons: 2
Coding region: 351-1055 (234 amino acids)
Source: RefSeq, a predicted model, not a curated record